AUGACGGAGCGUUUGGUCCUGACGCUAGUGAUGGGCGCGGCGGUCGCGCUCGGCGGUUAUUACUGCAGCAAAGCAGUGACUCGUCGCCGAUCUGGUCGACUACCAAGUUCCGCCUCGAGGUUUCUGGCUGCUGCACCGCGUCGGAGUCUACGAGAGCUCCAGCCAUCCGGCCAAUGGGUCGCACUGUGUGGUACUGUGUUCAACGUGAGUGGAGACCCGUUCUUUGACGCGUCGUGCGCGGGCGUCUACAGCUCCUGGGUGAACCAUGAGGUCACGUACUUGAUCCUUCAAUUGGGACUCGUUUUGGACGCGGCAGACGAUGCAAAGGCCAUUGCCAGUUACUUGGAUCGCGAGUGGCAAUUGGAAGCGCUGCAAGGGGAUGGGGAGACGGCGAGACGCGGGCGUGACCUGCUCAUUGAGUGGUUUGGGCGCUUUUACAAGCGCUACCAAGUGGUGGCACAGCUUCGUGACUAUUAUGUCGGUGGGCACUGGGAUGUGCUGAGAACGCAGUUGCUACCAUCGGGUUCUGGAUCGAGUUCGGGGGGUGGCAAGUGCCCGUUGGGGUUUGGAACGAAGACGAAGAACAAGGUCAUGUCUUACACGGAAGAAUUCGGGAAGGAGUUGAAAACCAUCACGUUCCAAGGACAACGCUAUGAGGUGUCACAAACGAGCUUGUUUCGUCCUGAUGGCGGCCAAUUUGCGCAUUUCGUUGGCCAUGACGUCACCUAUGCUCUGGCAAUCCAAUCGAUGCGAGUGGAAGAUUUAGAUGUCGUACCAGCACGAGCGUAUACGUUUGAAGAACAGCUGAUGCUGGAGAGAUACCGGAAGUUCUUUGCUCGUGAGUUGGCACUGGUAGCAGUGGACAUUGAGCAGAUUGAAAAUGACGAUGGUAAGUCGAACGUGGUGGAUGUGCACCAGCUUAUUGAAAACAGCGGCGACAUGGCGGAAGAAGAAUGUGUGCAACGUCUGGAAAAGAUGCUAGAAAGUGCAAGUGCAGACCAGGUGAAUGCAGUGUGUUCUCGCACAGUGAUGACUCCAUUGCACAAGGCUGUGGAGAAGAACCGUUUCGAUCUCGUAAAAGCGCUUGUCCGUGCUGGAGCAGACAUCGAGGCACGUGCGGCACUGUACGAUGACGAGACACCAUUGGACAUGGCCUAUCGAUUCCGUUUCAACGACAUUGCUGCUCAUCUCGAGGCUGUUGCUACAAGUGGCAACUGA
Messenger RNA from Peronospora matthiolae, 1218 nucleotides. Lineage: Eukaryota; Oomycota; Peronosporomycetes; Peronosporales; Peronosporaceae. The record is from the annotation of a GenBank genome assembly.